AUCGUACAUAGCUCUGCAGCCUUGACAUCAAACCGGCGGGAACGCCAAAACAAAGUGAUCCGAACACUGCAUAUGUACCCAAUCCCGCAGCACGCCUACUGCAUAACGGAUUGACAGUCAAUCUCAUCCGGAUCUCUUUCCUUGGCCAACAUGGCGCCCGCAGCAAGGGUAUGCCUCCACCCGCUGCGCACAGCAGCAACCUCAUCUCGCGCGGCCGUGGCGGCACGCGGUAGACGGGCGACAGGAUUUCGCACAAUACGCAUCAACCCCGCACAGCCCGCCAAGGUGGUGCCCGUGUACGGCACCGGUCCACCCCCCGAGCCGCCACAGCCGACCGCCGAGUAUGCCCCCGACGCCGAGAGGAUAGCGCGGCGGAAGCGGCAGGCCGAGAUGUUGCGGCUCGCAGGCGAUUUUCGGGCCGGGAGUACUAAAGGGGGGAAGACCUCUGGCCUGAAGAAGCGAUUUUGGAAGGAUGUAAACGUGCGAGAAGUCAACGGCGCCCUAGAAAUCCACCUCGACACCCGUCCCCUCCGGCACCCAACCACCAAAGCCAUCAUGCGGCUCCCGAUCUCCAAACCUCUCCUCGCGCACGCGCUCGCUGUAGAAUGGGACCAGCUGGUCUCCGCGGCACAGGCAACGAAGCAGCACCUGAUCCCACUGACCUCGCUGGUCUGCCGGGCGCUGGACAUCUCCUCUGAGGAGGGGGUCACCCCCUCUUCCCCAUCCACCACCACCACCACCACCCCCGCGUCCUCCACCAUCCGCAACUCGAUAAUCUCCACCCUCCUCCGCUUCCUCGACACAGACUCCCUCCUCUGCUGGAACCCCCCUCCCUCAAACCCCGACCCCUCAACCCACAACGACGAAACCUCCCUUCGCACCCUACAAGAAACCACCGCGGCGCGCAUCACCUCCUACCUGACCACCCACGUAUGGCCAGGCGUGACGUUUCACCCGGCGCUCGACGAUCAGAACUCCAUCCUGCCCCGGCCUCAAACCCCCGACACGCACCGCGUGAUACAGGGCUGGAUGCUCUCGCUGACGCCCUUUGAGCUGGCGGGGCUCGAGCGGGCCACACUGGCGGGGAAAUCGCUCCUCGCCGCCGCCAGGCUGGUCGCGGAAUGGAGCGAGGACCACCGGCGGCUGCCGCUUCCCACCGUUGAACAACAACAGCAGCAGCAGCAGCAGCAGCAGCAGCAACAACAAACAGAAAAGUUUGGAGUUGAGGAGGCGGCCCGCGCCGUAUCGCUCGAGGUGGACUGGCAGACGGGGCGGUGGGGCGAGGUGGAGGACACGCACGACGUGGAAAAAGAGGAUCUGAGGCGCCAGCUGGGGAGCGCCGUGCUGUUGGUGUGCGGGACUGGCAGGUGAAGUUCACCAGUGAAGGGGAAAGUGGCACGGAGGGGAGCCGAGACCGGACGGAGGGAGAUUGAGCAUGGGACAUGUAGGAUACAGCUGUUAUAUAUAUUCAAAUGUGGAAAGUGGAUUGUAUCAUGGCAUGAUCGGCGAACGCAGUGAGUUGCUUCUUCGAGCAGCUACAACAUUCAAUGAAGAGUGUACAUAUACCGAGAAUUGUACAAUACCUCUCACAAUGUAAAAUGCA
This is a messenger RNA of Canariomyces notabilis, 1603 nucleotides long. Its product is annotated as ATP12-domain-containing protein. The record is from RefSeq and is a predicted model, not a curated record. Gene Ontology annotation, biological process: mitochondrial proton-transporting ATP synthase complex assembly. Bases 151 to 1371 code for a protein of 406 amino acids. Gene Ontology annotation, cellular component: mitochondrion. Lineage: Eukaryota; Fungi; Ascomycota; Sordariomycetes; Sordariales; Chaetomiaceae. The transcript has 2 exons.